AUGGGGAUUGGGAAUGGGGAAACAACACUUUUGUGGACUAAGAAGUGGAUCCCAGGGCACAACGCUUUAGAGCAAGAGGAGUUUGAAGUUUAUGAGUCAAACAAAAAUGAUGUAGUGGCUUGUUUGGUUGAUGAGUUAACAGGGACAGUGGCAAAUCGAUGGAUAUGGGAACAUGAGCGAGAUGGAAAGUUCUCUGUGAAGACCUGUUAUCAUUUUAUUGUUGAUAAGAUGAGGAGUAAUCAUGCAGAGUCCUCUAAUAUGCAAGGUCCGCAGAGUCUAUGGAAGGCUUUAUGGAAAAUGGCAAUGCCUAAUAAGAUUAAAAUAUUUGAUUGGCGUGCUUGCAAAGAUGGACUCCCGACAAAAGAAAACCUCAUGAAAAAGCAAGUUGUUACUGAGGGGCAUUGUGAUUUCUGUUCUCACCCUCGGGAAGAUCUUAAUCAUAGGAAAGAUCAAGAUAUGUUGGCUCUAUUUUUUUCACUUGCUUGGGGUCUAUGGUACAAGAGGAAUAAGAUGGCUUAUGAUAACAUUGUGAUAAAUCCAAAACAGCCUCCUCCUACGGAUGUUCUAAAGCUAAAUACUGAUGAGGCCAUGUUUGAUGAUUUAAGGAGAGCAGGUGUUGGUUUUCUUCUGCAAGAUGCAAAGGGAGAGUUGAUUGUGGUAGCUAGUAGGGCAGAGUUUGAUGUUGAAAAUCCUAAAGCUAUUGAGUUAUUGGUUGUGUUUCGGGGCAUCCAGUUUUGUGCUAGCAGGGGUAUUUCUAAUUUGCAAGUUGAAUCUGACUCUUUGUUAGUUGUUGAGUCUUUACGACAAUAUGUUUGA
Juglans microcarpa x Juglans regia is the source of this 816-nucleotide messenger RNA. RefSeq lists its product as uncharacterized. NCBI's taxonomy places the organism in Eukaryota, Viridiplantae, Streptophyta, Magnoliopsida, Fagales, Juglandaceae. The transcript has 4 exons. The record is from RefSeq and is a predicted model, not a curated record. Gene Ontology annotation, molecular function: RNA-DNA hybrid ribonuclease activity; nucleic acid binding. The coding region runs from base 1 to 816 and encodes 271 amino acids.